AUGUCGGAUCCGUGGGGCCCCUUGAAGCUCCCGCUGAGUGACCUUGCGGCCGGCUCGCUGGCCGGCGCGGCGCAGGUGAUUGUCGGCCAGCCCCUCGAUACAAUCAAGGUGCGUGCGCAGAUCGCGCCGCCGGGCAUGUUCAAAGGCCCAAUGGAUAUCCUCACGACGACCGUGCGAAAGGAGGGCGUGCGAGGCCUCUUUAAAGGCAUGGCGUCGCCGCUCCUCGGCAUUGCGGCGCAGAACUCGUUUCUGUUUGCCGCCUUCUCUGUCGCAAAGCGCGCCGUGAGCCCUACGCCGGACCUGUCGAUCGGCCAGGUGGCCUCAGCCGGCGCCAUGGCCGGCGCGGCCAACAGCCUCUUUGCCUCGCCGGUGGAGCUGUUUAAAAUUCGCAUGCAGGCGCAGUACGGCGGCAAAACCGACAAGACCCUCGCGCAGGUUGCGCGCGAGAUCUGGCGCAAGCACGGCUUCCGCCACGGCGUGAUGCGCGGCUUUUGGGUCACGGUGCUUCGCGAGACGCCGGCCUAUGCGGGUUUCUACGGUGCGUUUGAAGGGACGAAGCGCACGCUGCGUGCAAAUCUCUACCCCGACCUCGCCAAGGACGCCCCUCCUCCGCUCUGGGUCCUCAUGGUAUCGGGCUCGACCGGCGGCAUUGCCAACUGGCUGGCGUGCUAUCCGAUCGACGUCGUCAAGAGCCGCGUGCAGCUGAGCACUGCGCCGCUGCAUGGUCUCGGCUACAUCCCCCGCGCCUUUGCCGAAGUCGCGCGCGAGCAAGGGCUCGGCGGAUUUAUACGCGGCCUCUCGCCGACGCUCCUGCCUGCGGCCCCCGCGCCUGCGGCCCCCGCGCCUGCCCCGCAAGAGCAGGAACAGCUUACGCCCGAAGAAGCCAAGCGUGUGCCGCUCACGUACACACCGACCAAGAAGCAUGCGUUGCGUGAGCUGCCGCUCCUUGCGCUCUUUGUCGUGGCGAUCGUUUCGGUGACCCUGUACUUUCACUACCUGCUGCCUGUGCCGAAGGAGGCCACGACCGCCGCGGACCCUCGCCCGCAUGCACCGAUCUCUGCGGGAUGGUACGACCGCUUCUUUGGGCACAAGCUCGACGCGGCGCGCCUCGACAUGUACGCUCCCGAGGAUGCGCCGAAUGCGCCGGCGGUCUACGGGCCGCUGCACGAGUACUUCUCCGAAGGCAACGCGAUGCUCACAAUCCAGCACCUUUCGGAGGGUAUCGGCUACCGCGUCGUUGGCACGCAGCAGCACAUUGACGCGGAAAAGUGGGUGCAGUCCAUUCUCGAGCGCUACGCUGGCGUGCACGACACGGGCGACGGCGCGUACUCGACCAAGGUCGAACUCUUUACGCAGUUUGGCGAUGGUGCGCACCGUUUUGACAUUCUCGGCCAUCCCGUGUGGAAGCAGUACUACUCCAUGUCGAACUUGAUUGUGCGCAUUUCCGACGGGUCGCCCGAGAGUCUCGAGAAUACGCUGCUGCUCAAUGCGCACAUCGACAGCACGCUCCCGUCGCCGGGAGGUGCGGACGAUGGUGCGGGUGUUGCGAUCAUGCUGGAGCUCCUGCGUGUGCUUACGCUGCGUGGCGCGCCCCAGGUCAAGCACGGCAUUAUCCUCCUCUUCAACAAUGGCGAAGAGAGUCUGCAGGACGCCUCGCACAUGUACAUGACGCAGCACAACGAGACCAACCAGAACAUUCGCGCGGUGGUCAACAUGGAGGCGUGCGGUGUUUCGGGCCCUACGCUCCUCUUCCAGGCGACCGACAAGGCGCUCAUCCACGCCUACGGCAAGGUCCCGCACCCGUUCGGCACGGUGCUCGCGAGCGACGUCUUUUCAUCGGGCCUGAUCAUGUCCGACACCGACUUCCGCCAGUUUGUCGAGUACGGCAACGGACUGCCCGGCCUCGACAUGGCAAUCGUCGGCUCGUCGUACCUGUACCACACGCGGCGCGACAUUCCCUCGCACAUUGAGCGCGGCGUGCUGCAGCACUUUGGCGAGAAUGUCUUUUCGCUCGUCGACUCGCUCGCGCUGGAGGACGCGUCGCCGCUGCCGGGCGUGCGCCCGUGGCCGUUCAAGGCGAAGCAAAUCAUGCCGAUCUACUUUUCGUUCCUCGGGCAGACCUUUGUCGAAAUCCAGCCCAAGACGUUCAAGGGUAUGGUGAUCGGCACUGCGGUGCUCGCCAACUUUUUCCUCAGCACGCUCAACUCGUCCGAGGUGCGUGUGAAUGCGAUUUCGUACGCACUCAUGUGCUCGCUCGCGGUCGUGGGCAACCUGAUCGCGGCGCUCCUCGGUGCCAACAUUGUCGCGGCGCUCAUGCGCCUGCUCGAGGUCCCGAUGUCGUGGUACGCCCACGAGUUCUACGCAAUGCUCCUCUUUGUACCGCCCGCGCUUGCAGCGAUCGUCGGCGUGCAGCUCGUGCUCCAGCGCUCGGUCGAAAAGACGCGGCAGCCGUACCUCGAGCACUCGUCAUUUGUCGGAAGCUACAUCCUGUUCACCUUUGCCCUGAUGGUGAUGAACAUGUACGGCCUUGGCUCUGCCUACCUGAUGCUCGUCGCGGUUGUUGCGAACCUCGUCCCAGUGGUGAUCAACGACUUUUUGUUCGUCGGCUUUGGGCGCAUCGCCGACGACCUCGUCGCGGCGGACCGCCGCGUGCACUUCGCUACGUACUUUAUCAGCGUGCUGUGCGCGUCGACGAUCGGCGCAGAAGGCUUUGUCUCGUUCCUCGACCUGAUCGUGCCGCUGAUGGGGCGCAUGGGCACCGACGUCCCGGUCGACCAUGUGAUGGCGUCGCUCGUCGCGGUCCUCACGAUGCUCAACUCGAUCGCCAUCGUCCCGCUCGGCCACCGCUACGGCGCUCCGUUCAUGAAAAAGACCAUGAUUCUCCUCGUGUCGCUAAGCGUGCUUACUACAGCCUUCUUUGCCUCGCCGGCCGUGCCGACGUUUGACGCGCUGCAUCCCCGCCGCCUCCUCGUCCACCACGUGGAAAACAUCACGAGCGGCGAGUGGCACGUUGCCAUGAGCACGCUCGACGCGGCGCCGGUUCCCAGCGCGAUGCGCACCGACAUUGAAGGCGUGCUCCUCGACGGCGCGCCGAACACGACGCUGUCGUGGCGCAGCAGCCCAGCAGCCGCGGAUAUGGACAUCCUCUUUCCGCUCACGCACUUUAUCGACACGCAGCGCCUCGGCCUGCCCGCGACGCCGGCACGCGCAGCGGCGGCGGCGGACACGAACCGCUGGCGCGACUUCCGCCUGACGUGCGCAGGCGCGGUGAACGAGGCCGAGAGCACGCGCGAAGUGACCCUGCGUCUCGUGCAUCCCCGCCUGGCGUGGUCCACACUCUCGUUCGACGCGGACGUGAUCGACUGGGACUUCCCCGCGCCGCCGCCGCAAGGCAUGCGCCGCCACCAUCUCAAGGACGUGUCACGCCUCGGUGCGGACGAAUUUACGAUGCGCAUCGUCGUGCGCAUGACGCCCGACGAGCUCGCCGCCUACCGCAGCGAGAAGCACGCGCCCAAGGACACGCUGCGCCGCUCGCCGCCCGCCCACGACGCGACGCCGACGAGCGCGUGGCGCCUCGCGGUGCACUACUCGGGCCUCGACUCGGGCGGGAUGUAUCCCCACCACAAGUCCAGCGGCAUGGACCGUUUGUCGAUGCAGGACUUUGUCAAGCUCGACACAAUGCUCCUCGAAAAGUACCCCGAGGUGGAUACGAUGCUCAUGACGGUCAUUGCCGGUGUCGGCGAGUGCUAA
This is a messenger RNA of Malassezia japonica, 3750 nucleotides long. RefSeq lists its product as uncharacterized. Gene Ontology annotation, molecular function: metalloexopeptidase activity. The coding region runs from base 1 to 3750 and encodes 1249 amino acids. NCBI's taxonomy places the organism in Eukaryota, Fungi, Basidiomycota, Malasseziomycetes, Malasseziales, Malasseziaceae. Gene Ontology annotation, biological process: proteolysis. The transcript is spliced from 2 exons. The record is from RefSeq and is a predicted model, not a curated record.